GCACUGCUUCAGUUUUGUUCUCUCUUUUCACUGUUGUUUCUUUUUAUUUGAAGUGAGAAUGAAAUGGUCCAAAAUAACAAGGCCUACAUGUGUACGUAUAGCCGAAUUGAAUAAAAUUUGAUGAAUCGUGAUUGUAAAUCGUGGUAUAAUAAAACAAGCUCAAUCGUAUCGCAUCAAGUACAUAAAAAAGUGUAAUGUGGUCGAUGACAGCGUGAAAACGGGUGCUACAACUGACAAGCAGUCGCGCACGAGAAAACCGAACCGUAGUGUCUCAGCGCGUUAAAAACACAAAAAGCUAUGUAAUAUAAAUAUUAAAGUAAAAUAGUCGCUGCCAACACUGUGAUUUCUACUCGUUAUUAAGCUUUAUAGCAUUGCAUUUUGUAACGGAAUUAGUAAUCGGAUCGAUACGAUUUUCAGUGAAUAUAUUUAGUUAAUACAAAAAAUCAAUUACUGUCUCAACGUUUAUUUGUACACGUUUUAUGUGAAUUAUGAGUACUAGUAAUGCCAACAGACCCCAAGUGCCGCUGCGGCAGAAGGACUUUGAUCAGAUAUGGGGCGAUCUUCAAGAGGGAAUCGAACAAGUUUACAAAAAACAGUACAUGGUCAAGAGACGAUACAUAGAUCUGUAUACUCACGUAUAUAAUUAUUGUACGUCGGUUCAUCAUCAUAGCGCCGGUAGCUCCAGCAGAGUGCCUCAAAAUAACAUAGGAAGGGUCUCUUAUACUGGAAAGAAACAGACUGGUCAAGUCCAGCAAGGCGGGGCUCAGCUCGUUGGUCUGGAAUUGUACAAAAGGCUUAAAGAGUUCCUCAGGAUUUACCUCAUCAAUCUGCUGCAGAAUGGCGCCGACCUCAUGGGCGAAGACGUAUUGGCGUUUUACACUAAGCAGUGGGAGGAGUAUCAGUUUUCUUCCAGGGUGCUGAAUGGAGUAUGCUCUUAUUUGAAUCGGCAUUGGGUUAAGCGCGAAUGCGAAGAGGGUCGCAAGGGUAUUUUUGAAAUAUACCAGUUGGCCCUGGUCACGUGGCGUGACAACCUCUUCCAGUGCCUGAACAAGCAAGUCACCAACGCCGUCUUGAAGCUCAUCGAAAGAGAACGCAACGGGGAGACGAUUAAUACGAGAUUGGUUUCCGGGGUAAUCAAUUGCUACGUGGCUCUGGGUCUUAACGAAGAAGACCCUAGUGCCCGGGGACAGAACCUGGCCAUCUACAAGGACACCUUCGAAGCCGUAUUCCUUGAGGACACCGAGAGAUUUUACACGAGGGAGAGCACAGACUUUCUCAGAAGUAAUCCCGUCACCGAGUACAUGAUUAAGGCAGAGCAGCGUCUUCAAGAAGAACAGCGUCGGGUACAAGUGUAUCUGCACGAGACAACGACCGAGAGGCUGGCCAAGACCUGCGACCGGGUACUGAUCGAGAAGCAUCUAGACAUAUUCCAUGCCGAAUUUCAGAAACUGUUAGACGGCGACAAGAACUCCGACCUCGGUCGAAUGUACAGCCUCGUGGCGCGCAUCCCCGACGGCCUGUGCGAGCUGCGGCGGCUCCUCGAGCACCACAUACACGCGCAGGGACUACACGCGCUCGACAAGUGCGGCGACACGGCACACACGGAUCCGAAGGUUUACGUCUCGACGAUUCUAGAAGUUCACAAGAAGUACAACGCUCUCGUCCUGGUCGCGUUCAACAACGACUCUGGCUUCGUGGCGGCACUCGAUAAGGCCUGCGGGAGAUUCAUAAACAGCAACGCGGUGACGAAAGCGGCGAACUCCUCGUCGAAGAGUCCGGAACUGUUGGCCAAGUACUGCGAUUUGCUGCUGAAGAAGUCCAGCAAGAACCCCGAGGAGGCUGAACUUGAAGACACCUUGAAUCAAGUCAUGGUAGUGUUCAAGUACAUCGAAGAUAAGGACGUCUUCCAGAAGUUCUACAGCAAGAUGCUGGCGAAGAGACUGGUGCAGCACAUGUCGGCCAGCGAUGACGCAGAGGCGUCGAUGAUCUCAAAAUUGAAACAAGCCUGCGGAUUCGAGUACACAAGCAAACUGCAGAGAAUGUUCCAAGACAUUGGCGUGUCGAAGGACUUGAACGAGAACUUCAGGAAGCACAUGGCGAACAGCUCGGAGCAGCCCCUGCACAUAGACUUCAGCAUCCAGGUGCUGUCGUCCGGCUCGUGGCCCUUCCAGCAGUCCACGUCCUUCCAGCUGCCCACGGAGCUGGAGCGCUCCGUGCACCGGUUCACCACGUUCUACUCGUCGCAGCACUCCGGGCGCAAGCUGAACUGGCUCUACAACAUGAGCAAGGGGGAACUCCUCACCAACUGCUUCAAGAACAGGUACACGCUGCAGGCGAGCACGUUCCAGAUGGCGGUGCUGCUGCAGUACAACGACAACACCUCGUGGACGGUCCGCCAGCUGGAGCAGCACACCGGCAUCAAAGGGGACUUCCUCAUACAGGUGCUUCAAAUAUUAUUGAAGGCAAAACUGUUGGUGUGUCAAGAGGACGAGGCUGAGCUUGGCGAGAACUCUGUUGUCGAUCUCUACUCGGGAUACAAGAACAAAAAGCUCCGCGUGAAUAUAAACAUACCGUUGAAGACGGAGCUUAAAGUUGAACAAGAGGCUACACACAAACACAUUGAGGAGGACAGAAAGAUGCUUAUACAGGCCGCCAUAGUACGGAUAAUGAAAACGCGCAAGACCCUAAAGCAUCAGCACCUAGUGGUGGAAGUCCUCAACCAGUUGUCGUCACGGUUCAAGCCCAGAGUUCCUGUCAUCAAGAAAUGCAUCGAUAUACUGAUUGAGAAGGAAUAUUUAGAGCGUACCGAGGGAGAGAAGGACACUUACAGCUACCUGGCGUGAUCGCGCCACUCGCAGGAAGAAAGACUCUGUGUAAUAAAAUAAUAUCGAAACAUUACAAUGUAUAAUAAAAUGUUUUUUUAUUUUCA
Bombyx mandarina (wild silkworm) is the source of this 2929-nucleotide messenger RNA. It is a transcript of the gene Cul1, whose product is annotated as cullin 1. Lineage: Eukaryota; Metazoa; Arthropoda; Insecta; Lepidoptera; Bombycidae. The record is from RefSeq and is a predicted model, not a curated record.